ACCGUUGCCCGGGUAACGCGGCCUAGUCCCCAGUGGUGACAGUGUGUCCGCCGCCCAGCGCACGGAAUGUGGUGGCAGGGCUUCCGGUGUCUGCUACGGGCCGGAGGUGGCGGCGGCCCCGGGGAAUCUGCAGUCCGUGGGGUAGCGGUCAGCGCCGUCAGGGGCACGGUGAUCGUCGAACGUUUGUGGCAGGUUCCCCUCUCCAAGGAAGGCAAGCCAGCCAGGCUCCACCCUAGGAGACACCGACUGUACCGCCUGGUGGAGGACACGAAACACAAGCCCCAGGACAAGCUGGAACUGUUAUUGACGCAAGCUGUACCCAAGUUGGGAGAUCGAGGAGACACAGUCUGGGUGAAGAAGUCGAUUGGUCGGAACCGACUGCUACCCCAAGGCCUCGCUGUCUACCCCUCUCCAGAGAACCGGGCUGCCUUUGAGCAGGAACGUAAGGUGCUUCAAGAGGGGAAGCCAGAGGAGAGGAGGCAGACACAGAGUGGAGAGAGGACCCUGGAGUUCUUGAGGAAUUCUCGGCUGACAGUGAGGAUGAAGAACAACGUGAAGUGGGAGCUGAACAAGGAGAUUGUCUGCCGCCACUUCCUCAAGGAGCUGAACUUGUUUGUUCCGCCGGAGGCGCUGAGGAUUCCUGAUGAGCCCAUCACCCAGUGGGGCGAGCACUGGUGUGAGGUGACGGUGAACGGCAUCGACACUGUCCGCCUGCCCAUGUCAGUGGUGAACUUCGAACUUCCCAAGACCAGGAGGUACAAGGAGUGGCUGAGUCGGCAGCAGCGGAGAAAAGAGGAAUUAUCAGCAGAGGGGGACAAGGAGGAGGAAGAAGAGAGCUGACCAUGGCCUUGGUCUCAGGGGCACUGGCCCUUUUCUGAAGUGUUCAGGUGUUCAAUGGAGUUUGCCUGGAGUUUGGUGUUAGCUGUAACACAUCAGUGAGGGUCCUGCAUCCUCACAGAGCCAUAAACAUAAUAAAUAUUUCUUCUCGUGAA
This is a messenger RNA of Hypanus sabinus (Atlantic stingray), 992 nucleotides long. It is a transcript of the gene mrpl9, whose product is annotated as mitochondrial ribosomal protein L9. Gene Ontology annotation, cellular component: mitochondrion; ribosome. The record is from RefSeq and is a predicted model, not a curated record. NCBI's taxonomy places the organism in Eukaryota, Metazoa, Chordata, Chondrichthyes, Myliobatiformes, Dasyatidae. The coding region runs from base 67 to 840 and encodes 257 amino acids. The transcript has 7 exons. Gene Ontology annotation, biological process: translation. Gene Ontology annotation, molecular function: structural constituent of ribosome.